Messenger RNA from Saccharomyces mikatae IFO 1815, 2526 nucleotides. RefSeq names its product Usa1p (gene USA1). The transcript has a single exon. NCBI's taxonomy places the organism in Eukaryota, Fungi, Ascomycota, Saccharomycetes, Saccharomycetales, Saccharomycetaceae. The coding region runs from base 1 to 2526 and encodes 841 amino acids. The record is from RefSeq and is a predicted model, not a curated record.
AUGUCGGAGUAUCUAGCCCAAACGCCUUGCAAAUUUACUAUUUGGUCAAGCGAGAUAGAUCUUAUCAGAACAAACCUGUUGGUGAACGCACAUCCCUUAAGCACAGUCGGUAGACUACUUCAAUACAUACAUUAUCAAGUAUACAAACAACUAAGGGCCAUCUAUCAGCCAGAGGAACGGUACACGAGUGCAGCACCGCAUACACCCUUAAAUAGUAUUAGCACAUACUUUUUAAGGUAUGAGGACAAAGAGUUAUCUCCAACGUGUUUAUUAAAAGACAUCACAUCAUCAAGUCAUCUGGAUUCAAAUCAUUUUAUAAGGCUGGAGUUGGGUAAGCGUUCCUCCUCUUCGGGUUGCGCAGUUAACUUGGAAUAUGAUAUGGACACUGAAUUCAACUCUAUGAAUAUCCAGUUUGAGAUAAAUACGUUAUCAUCCCAGCGUAUAUUCAAUUAUAUGGAACCAAACUUGCCCAUUGGAACCACAUUGGCUAGAUUAGAGAAACUGGCAUUGGAACGCAUCAAGGAUUUCGAGAUAUCAGCAGGUAAUCUUUGUGGUAUCAAGGAGAAUCAUUCAGUGCAUGAUCUGCAGGGCUUCAUAAUAAAGGGGAAACAAACACCCAUGUUUUUAAAUUAUGGAAGUGAUUCAGAUUACUAUAAAGAUUUGAAUCUUGUAGAUUUGUUAGGGAUUGAUUUUACCCCGGCGCAUAACUCUUUUUUUACAUUUUUGUUCAAGAUGAACCAUGAACAAGGUACACAAAUUACCAACGAUGAAGAAUGUUUUGUACUGGAAUUCGUAUCUGACGCUACAUUAUCCAUAACUCAAAUGAAUGUUAAGCCAGAUACUACGGUAAAACAAGUGAAGGAUUUUAUUUGUUCUGUUUAUACCCACUCUUUAAAUUUGAGAAGAAAUGAUAUCAAAUUGAUAUACAAAGGACAACUACUUCAUGAGAACAAUUUUGCUGGCAACUCCUCGAAGAUCAGUGAAUACGUCAGAGAACCACACGAAGUGAAGAUCCAUGUGCAAAUUAAUCAAGAGUAUACGGAAUCGGGACCUGGGUUUUGGAAUGAAGUGUUCAACAAUCCAAAUAUUUUUCAAUUCAUGCCACCAGAUACGAGAUCACAGUCUCCUGUUAAUUUUGCUGCCGCACAUGGACAGCCGCCUGCUGUCACACCUUACAAUGAUCAAGGCGUGCAAUAUGUGACGGAAUCUGGAAAUGCCAUCGUCGUCUCUACGGAUGAACAUUACAAAAAAUGUAUUAUUAAUGGGAAUGAAGUGGUGUUCAUUCCUGUCAGUGUGCUAAAUUUACAAUCAAGUUAUUUGUCUGUUGUCUGUAGGGAUCACAAUGAAAUCAAAAUCCCCAUAUCUCUUAAUGAUUACAAGAUUGAUGGCCAUAAUAUUCUGUUAUCAUCUUCCGUUAUAGAGCAGUUAGAAUCUGCUCUGAAUUUUAAAAUUGAGAGAACACUGACUUCCACUCUGAUGGGUCACUCUGGUGAGCAUGUUCGAAUUGUAGGUAACACUCCUUCGAGAAAUGAUAAUAAUACGACAGAAAACGACGAGUCAGUAUGGAGUAGGAGGGUAUUGCGUCCCUUGAGAAAUAGUUUUCCAUUGCUACUAGUGUUGAUAAGAACUUUUUACUUGAUUGGCUAUAAUUCAUUGGUUCCCUUUUUCAUCGUUUUGGAGUUUGGAAGCUUUCUCCCUUGGAAAUAUAUCAUUCUACUGAGCUUACUUUUCGUUUUCAGAACUUUUUGGAACACACAGGAAGUGUGGAGUUUAUGGAGAAACUACUUGCAUUUAGAUGACAUUGAUGAAGCCAAGUUUAGCCAGAUCAGAGAUUUUAUUAACUCGAAUUCGUUGACCUUAAAUUUCUAUAAGAAAUGUAAGGAUACUCAAUCCGCUAUAGAUUUACUGAUGAUACCUAAUUUGCAUGAACAAAGGCUAUCAGUUUAUUCUGAAUAUGAUAUUGAGUAUGACACCAACACCCCUGAUGUCGGACAAUUAAGAUUGCUAUUUAUCAAGGUACUAUCGGGUGAAAUUCCCAAGGACGCGCUAGAUGAGCUCUUUAAAGGCUUUUUCGGUUUGUAUGAGGCGACAAGAAACGUGAACACGCCAUACCCUCAGGACUCUAUGAAUGAAUUGCUGCUGAUGAUAUGGAAGGAGUCUAACAAGAAAGAUAUUAGUACGUUACCCAAGUACAGAAGGUGGUUUCAAACCUUGUGCUCGCAAAUAAACACAAUUGCAGAGCGUAAUGUCUUUGAUGUCAUACUCAGGUACAUAAUUCCAGACCCUGUAAAUGAUAGCGUGAUAACCGCUGUGAUAAAGAACUUCGUGCUCUUUUGGGUCACACUACUCCCCUAUGUGAAGGAGAGACUGGAAGACAUUGUUACACAGAGAGCGAGGGACCGUGAACAAUCUGCUCCAUCCGUGCAAGAACAAGAAGACGAAAAUGAUGAAGCCAUCGUGAUCCCUGAACAAGAGCCAGCCGCCACAGGUGCACAAGCUCAUCUCUACAUCCCUGAUGAGGAUUGA